This is a messenger RNA of Serinus canaria (Common canary), 2410 nucleotides long. It is a transcript of the gene CREB3L3, whose product is annotated as cAMP responsive element binding protein 3 like 3. NCBI's taxonomy places the organism in Eukaryota, Metazoa, Chordata, Aves, Passeriformes, Fringillidae. Gene Ontology annotation, biological process: regulation of transcription by RNA polymerase II. Gene Ontology annotation, molecular function: RNA polymerase II cis-regulatory region sequence-specific DNA binding; DNA-binding transcription factor activity, RNA polymerase II-specific. The record is from RefSeq and is a predicted model, not a curated record. The coding region runs from base 368 to 1699 and encodes 443 amino acids. Gene Ontology annotation, cellular component: nucleus. The transcript has 10 exons.
AGCUGGUCAGGUAGUUGGGAUGUCAGUUGGCUGAUUGGCCAGUUGGGCUAGUGGUCAGCUGGCCCAGUGGCUCUGAGUCCAGGGUCUCAAGCAGUGCCUGGGGUAGCAGUGAGGGACUGAGUCCCCUCCCUGGGGCUGAGUCCCCUCCCUGGGGUGACCGGUGGCCGCAGUCCCCUCCCCUCCACUUGCCACCCAGAAUGAUUAACCAGCCCUUCCGGCAGUCACCUCCAGGAGGGAACCCCUUGGCUGGGCAGCUCUGGGUGGAAAACUGGAGGAUUUGGGAACUUCAGCUGCUGGGAGGAGGGGGGAGCCCUGCCAUGCCUGGAGCCCCCACAUCCUGUCCCACACCUCUAGGGCUUUUCCAGCCAUGGCCUCCAGCGUGGGCAGCCUCGAGAGCCUGGACCUGCUGGAUCUCCUCUUCGACGUCCAGGACGGGAUCCUGCGCGAGGUGGAGCUGGGGACGCCGCCGGGAGCCUGGCCCCAGGACAGGCGUGCCCCGGACAGCAACGACUUCCUGAGCUCUGUCCUGGGCUCUGGGGACUCGGUGUCAGACUCGCCCAGCUGGUCCCCGGCCACCAGUGACAGCGGGGUGUCCGAGGACCCCCCCUCUGACCAGCACGACAGCCCCCCCCGGAGCUGUGACGGGGGUCCCCGAGAGGUCCCGUACCCCUACACCGACCCCUGCCCGGCCCAGCCCCCCCCGGCGGGGUGUGGGGUCCUGCAGCCCGAGGUCUCCAUCGACCUGGACAUGUGGCACCCUGGAUUCUUCCUGGAGGAGAGCCAGGAUCUGCCUGUGGUCCCCCCGCCUGCAUCCUGUGCCCUCACCGUCAAGGACCUGCUGCUCUCAGGCAGCUCUGACUAUCAGCCACAGGCUCCUGGCUCCCUGCUCCGGCCGAGCCAAGGCCACUUCCAGGAGCUGGUGCUGACAGAGGAUGAGAAGAAGCUGCUGUUGAAGGAGGGGGUGACCCUGCCCACACAGCUGCCCCUCACCAAGUACGAGGAGCGGGUGCUGAAGAAGAUCCGGAGGAAGAUCCGGAACAAGCAGUCGGCUCAGGAGAGCCGCAAGAAGAAGAAGGAAUACAUCGAUGGGCUGGAGAGCAGGAUGUCGGCGUGCACGGCUCAGAAUCAGGAGCUGCAGAGGAAAGUCCUGCACCUGGAGAAGCAGAACUCAUCCCUCCUGGAGCAGCUGAAGAAGCUGCAGGCCAUGGUGGUUCAGUCGAGCAACAAGGCAGCACAGACAGGGACCUGCCUGGCGGUCCUGCUGCUCUCCUUCACCCUCAUUGUCUUCCCCUCAAUCAGCCCCUUCGCCCCCAGCAAGGCCGAGGCAAACGGUGACUUCAGGCCCGUGCGAGUUUUCUCCAGGUCCCUGCACAAUGCCGCCGCCUCCCGCGUGGUUCACACCCAGCCCCAGGCCGGGGAUGAGAAGCCCCCGGAGCCGCUGUGGUCGGAGCCCCUGCACGAGACCCCCGAGACCCUGCACGAGGCUUUCCAGGGCACGUUCCCAGCACUCCCGGCCAAAGGGUCCCUCCAGAACGACACACGGGCAUCGGCCCCCGAGGGGCUGAGCCACGAGGACGGGCAGCACGCCGAUGCUGUGCCAGGGGAUGGCUCCGUGCCACACCCGGGGCUGGCAUCCCUGGCGUGGUCCGAGCCCGGGCACGGCCGGCCCGUGGUGCUGGAGCCGGCAGAGGAGCUUUAGGCAGAGCAGGGAGCACGGGGGUGCCACGGGGUGACAGCACCUCGUCCCCUACAGGACACGCCCUCGGGGGGACCCCUCCGGGAUCUGCCUCCGGAUGCUGGACCUGCUUGGCUUUGCUUGGAUUCUGUGAACUGGGAAGAGGAGACCGGUUCCCACUGGCCUUACUGGGAGGAAAGGGGCUGCUCCUGCCCGUCUGGCACAGUGGGAGUUGUGGAAAGGACCUGAGGUCACUCAGGAUGGGGCUGAGGAAGCAGGAGGAGCCCUGGCCUGGUUGGCUGCUGAUGGUGCAACUGGUUGGUUUCGCUCUUGGUUUUUUUUUUGGUUUUUGGUUUAAGAAUUUUAUUUUCAUCUCUAAAUAUAAGAUAUUUUGGAAAAAAAUGCACCUGCUGUAGUUUAAGAGGGGGUGAUCCACAAGGUUUCAAGGAGCCCUGGGCCAGGGGGACCUCAAGCCCAGCUGCCAUGAGGGGCCCAGAAGUGGGGGGACACAUGGCCAUGCCCAGGCUGGAGCUGGGGCCAGGGCACCCUCCCACAGCUCCCAGCCCUGAGUCCAACUGGGAUCCAGCCAGCACCAGUCCCCUUCCAUGACCAAGUGACAUGGAAUUACAGAGUCAUGGAAUGGUUUGGGUUGGAAGGGAUCUUAAAGCUCAUCCAGUGCCACCCCUGCCAUGGGCAGGGACACCUUCCACUGUCCCAAGGUGCUCCAAGUCUCAU